AUGAAUAAAAUAUGCUUAGCAUCUAUUUUUUUAAUUUUUAUUAAUAACUCUUUUCGUUGUACUCUUUGUCUUUCGUUUGAAUAUAAUAAAAUUGAAUCAAAAGCUGACGAAAAUACUGAAGAAGGCAAAAAUGUUAACAAUAAUUCUAGUGUACAAUGUCAUUUUGGUGGAGGUGCUGGAGUUUUCAAUGGGAAAACAGUUAUAGAUUGUACUGAUAAUACUGUUUGUCUUAAUUUUACUGCUUCUCUAAAUCAUACAGAAAGUAAUAAUACUUUCAUCAAAGCAUUACAUACUGGAAACAACAAGGAUGUUGCUUAUGGUUGUCUUGCUGAAAAUCUUUGCCCAUUGAAGAAUGCUUGUGGUAAAGGGGAAUAUAAAGGUGAAUGGGGGGAAGUAUGUUGCUGCAAUACAAAUCUGUGUAAUGGUGCUCAAUCAAAAGCUUCCUUAUCCUUUUAUUUUCUUUUUGCGUUUAUUCUUUUACCUUUUUUAAUUGGUCCACUAAUAAAUAAAUAUUUAUGUUAG
This is a messenger RNA of Meloidogyne enterolobii, 522 nucleotides long. The record is from the annotation of a GenBank genome assembly. Lineage: Eukaryota; Metazoa; Nematoda; Chromadorea; Rhabditida; Meloidogynidae.